Messenger RNA from Cololabis saira (Pacific saury), 3759 nucleotides. RefSeq names its product cohesin subunit SA-2 (gene stag3). Gene Ontology annotation, molecular function: chromatin binding. Bases 1 to 3759 code for a protein of 1252 amino acids. The record is from RefSeq and is a predicted model, not a curated record. Lineage: Eukaryota; Metazoa; Chordata; Actinopteri; Beloniformes; Belonidae. Gene Ontology annotation, cellular component: cohesin complex; chromatin; nucleus. The transcript is spliced from 31 exons. Gene Ontology annotation, biological process: sister chromatid cohesion.
AUGGAAGUUGGAAGCCCAGAUUUGGACAGUCUUGACGGCUUGGAUCUCACCUCAGAAUCUGGCAGUGACUUCGAAGCCCAACCAAGUAACUCAAAGCGGAGAAAACAAGCAUUAAAUCCACCGCUGCCACCCAAGAGACCCAGGCGUGCUGCUGCAUUGAGGUUGACACUGAGUCCCGGCAGCAGCCCCAUCUCCCCUCCUCCAGGCCCGUCCCUGCAGCAGCAGCCGAACCAAGGAUCAGGCAGCCAGGACUCUCCUACACCAGCAGAAAGCCUGGGCAACGGGAGCCCGGGUAUCAGUGCUAAGGAUAUCUAUGAUGCUGUCUGCUCGGGAAAGAGCGCCAUAGUGACGGUGGUGGAAGAGUGGCUGGACGGCUACAAACAGAGCCGCGAGGCCGGGCUGCUGGUGCUCAUCAACUUCAUUGUUCAGUCCUGCGGAUGUAAAGGUGUGGUCACCAGAGAGAUGUUUGAAACCAUGCAGAAUGCUGACAUCAUAGGCAAUCUAACCAAGGAGUUCAAUGAGGAUUCAGUGAACUACCCUCUAAGCACUCCAGGUCCUCAGAUGAAGCGUUUCAAAGCCAGUCUGUGCGAGUUCUUUAGGGUUCUGGUGCGCUCCUGUCGUAACAGCCUCAUUUAUGACGAAUACCUCUUCCCCUCCCUACUGGCGCUGCUCACUGGCUUGUCGGACUCCCAGGUCCGAGCCUUCAGACACACCAGCACCCUGCUCGCCAUGAAGCUGAUGACAGAGAUGGUGGAGGUGUCGGUGACGGUGUCUGUGCAGCUGCAGACCACCCAGCGGAGGGCAGACAUGGAGAACAGCAAGAGGCCUCAUGAACGAUCCACUGACAGACUGGAGGACCUGAGGGCCGCCUUCAGUCAGCUACAAGAGAACAGACAGGACUUGUCCUCCAUGGUCAACGGCAUCCUCCGUGGUGUGUUUGUGCACCGUUACCGAGACAGAGUGCCUGAGAUCCGCUCAGUGUGUAUUGAGGGGUUGGGACUUUGGGUGAAAACAAACCCAGAGGACUUUCUCAAUGACGGAUGUCUGAAAUAUUUCGGAUGGACCCUUCAUGACAAGCAAAGUCCAGUGCGUCUGCAGUGUGUGCGCGCCCUGCAGGGUCUGUAUCAAGAGAAAGAAUUCAUUGGCCGCCUGGAGCUUUUCACCAGCAGAUUUAAAGAAAGGAUUCUCGCGAUGGUGCUGGACAAAGACCCAGACGUGGCAGUCGAAGUGGUGAAUCUGUUGAUGACGAUCGACCAGACCACGGAUGAAGGCCUGAAUGAGGAGGAAUGCCACCAGAUCUUUCCCUUAAUUUAUGCUUUACAUCGAGGCCUGGCAUCUACAGCGGGUGCAUUUGUGUACAACAAGCUGAAAGAUAUGACUGGCCCUGGGGACAAUGGUGAUGAGUGGAGCAACAAUGCAGCCUUUUUACAAAUUCUCGUCACAUUCUUCAUCGAAAGUCAGUUCCACGACCAUGGGGCGUACCUGGUGGACAGUCUGUGGGCGGUGGCAGGAUCGGAGCUGAGAGACUGGGGCACCAUGACAGAUGUGCUGCUACAGGAUACUGGUCUCACGUAUGACGAGGAGGGGGUGCUCUUAGAGAUUAUGAUGUGUGCAAUGAGACAGGCAUCGCAGGCGACGCCACCCACAGGGAGAGCUCCAGGCAAAAAGAUGUUGAGUAUGAAGGAUAAGAAGAUUCAAGAACAAGACAGGAGUCGCAUCACCACGCACUUCAUCCCCAUACUACCACAGCUGCUUGCCAAGUACUCAGCAGAUGGAGGGAAGGUGAGUCUCCUUCUCAAGGCUCCGCUUUACUUUGAUCUGGACAUGUACAGCAGCAUUCAGCGGUUUGACAAGCAUCUGGAUCUGCUGCUGUCUGAGAUAUGUGACAUCAUGAAAAAGCACACAGAUGGGAUUGUGCUGCAGGCUGGCGCCCGCCUGGUCAGCAGUCUCUGCUCAGAGCGCUACACCUUCUCCUCCCGCGCUAACCAGGCCUUUAGCCAGCUGUUUGACGACCUGACCGACUGUUUCAACACCUACUUCGACGACUUGCUGCAGGGUGCCGCAGAUGACGAUGAAGUAUACAUGGCAGCGAUUGCCUUAAAAAGGAUUGCUGUCCUGAGCAGUGCUAAGGACCUGAAUGACUGGAAUCUGUUUGACUCAUGCCUUAAAUUGCUGAAGAGCAGGACUGACUCUCUGGAGAUUCACACUGAGCUCAUCGUUUCGGCUCUGAAGUUUGCAGCUUUUCACCUGAUGUGGGCCAAAGUAAAUGCAGUCAACUCCCAACCAUCCAAGGCGGAUCUGAAGCGUCUGAUGAAAGCGGUGGGUUCGUUCUGCAGACUCUCUCAGAUAUGUCUGUCCAUGGAGGAGGCUGAGGUCAGAGAUGAGGCGUUUGAGCUUUUGUGUGACUUGCUGCUGUUGUACAGCGUGUCGUCAGUCAGCACCGAUCCCGCCCUGCAGGCGCUGGUCCACCUGCCCGCCGACUCUCUGCGCUCCGAGCUGGCCGCUUUCGUUCUGGACAACGUCUUCGCCGAGACCGAGGAGGCCGAGUGGACUGAUGAACAUGAGGUUAAGAUGAAGAUUACGUUACUUCAGAGAAGGCGCAACCAACUGGCUGGCUACUGUAAACUAGUAAUGUUCGGGGUGUUGGACCUUUCUGCUGCCACUACUGUGUUCAAGCACUACAGCAAGUUCUUUAAAGACUAUGGUGACAUCAUCAAGGAGACUUUGAGCAGGAGUAAGCUCAUCAACCCUGUACUGAGUGCCAAGACUCUCUGCCUCACAUUACAGCAGUUGUUCUCUGAAAUGCUCACGGAGGACCGGAGCCAUCAGGACCCCACUGAGAUCAGAGAGUUGGCCAAGAAGUUCGCUAUGAGCUUCGGCAUCGAUCUUCACCGUGUUCGUAAACCGAUAGUGGCUCUGCACAUGGACAGUAUACGUUUUGCAUUUCGACGCUCAGCGGAGGGAGAGGAGGGAGAGGAGCAGCAUCCCUACGUGCCGUUCUUGGAAAUCCUCAGCGAGUUCAGCUUCAAGUUGCUUCAGCAGGACCGAGUGGUACUAGCCGGGUUCAUGAAGUCCGAGUGUCCCGCUGCUGCCCUCUCCUGUCCAGCCGUCAGACUGUACCGAGCUUCUCUAGAGUCUCGCUCCUCUGCAAAGCCUCGGGAGCCGGAGACGGGAGGCGACGCACUUUCCUCCAUACAUACUCCUGUAUCCAAACGCAAGAAGACUGCUGCUCAGGGUUCAGCCGACAGCAUCAUCAGAUGGCCCGGGUUGGAGACCAGCAGUGUCCACAGCCAACUGCACACCCCACGGCUCACCUCCACCAUCCUGAAACAGCCAGCCAAGCAGCCAAACAAGCAGCGGAACAAGCAGCCAAACAAGCCGCCAAACAAGCAGCCAAAGAAGCAGCCAGCCUCCAGUAAACAAGUAGCCAGGGAGGCCGAUACUGGUACCAGUUUAACUGGGCUGGAGUCGGAGGAUGAGUUCUCCUCGGCCCCACUGAGUCGAAAAGUGAAGCCUGCCAAAAGAAACAGGUUGUCUACCACCCAGACUACAACCCCGGAGGAGAUGGAGGAUCUGGACUCUGAGCUCAAUAUGCUCUCUCUGAUUGAGGAGGACUUUUCAGAGGGAGACAAAGAAAAUGUUUCAGGUGGAGACGAACCAGAGAUUGAAGAUUACGAAAGUGACUCAGACACUGGAUACACACUGCCAUCCACUCGCCACACUUCAGCUACGUUCCUGGAUGAGCUGUUUGACUCCUGA